AUGAGUAGUCGUACUACGCGAGCAAAAGCGCAAUUGAACGCCGCUGCAUCAACAGCGAGUCCGUCUCAACCCACUCCUCUCAAGCUGAAAGAAAAACCACAGUCAGUUAGAGGAAGAGGGCGGUCUCAAUUAAAGGCAGUUGAUGGAGCGGCUGAAGAUCAGGAGGGGAAGAAACAGGAGUUAGCCGAGGAGAAGGAGACGGAGAAGGAGAAUAUGAAGCAGGAGGAUGGUGUUGCUUCGGUCAAGGCAACUGCGAAACCGGCUCCCACACGCAAGGCCAGUUCGAAGGGGAAAGCAAAAGUCGAGGACGUUUUUUGCUUCUGCAGGAAGAGUGAUAAUGGCACGCCAAUGGUUUACUGUGUCGAAUGCAAGGACUGGUACCACUUUUCUUGUGUGGAUUUGGAUGAACAGACUGCCCACGAUAUCAGUGUGUAUAUCUGUCCCGCUUGCUCCAAUAGAACUGGACUCCACCCAGUCAUGGAAUGGGAGGGCCCCAAUGCUGUCGAGGAGGUUAUAGAAACCAACCAAACCAUCACUAAAACCAAUAGGAAGAGAAAGUCUCAACCACUGGCGAAUUCGGUCGUUCAUCUGGACGAUAGUCAAGAGUCAGAUGAUCCGGGUAGCGAGGACGAUUAUACCGAGGAAGUUGUCCUGGCGAAACCAUUGGGAAAGCGCCGGCUUCCACAAACCUACGAAUCAGAAUCAGACUCCGAUGAUUCUGCUAUCUCCGAAACACAUCGGAAACGGCGGCUGACGAAAGGAAGACCCAAGGGAUCAACUUCACCUGGACCACCGCCCAAAGCCAAACGAAAGACAAGCACGACGGUCUCUCAGCAGCCACCUACAAAGAAAGCAAAGAUCACCUCAUCUACGGAUCCGACCCGCAAGUAUUGUCUUGGGAAACUCGAGGAACUGUUUCAAGGCAUCUUCCUCCGAUAUCCUCACAUACACAUUACUGGCAACAACGAGGAAAAGGAUGGAGGUGUCGGUUCGGAAUCACUAAUCGAGAAGAAACCUGAAGAGUUGACAGAUGACGAGAGAGCGACUGUCUUGGCCAGCGCAAAGCAGUUUGCCGACGAGCUUGAGAGUUGUGUAUAUGAGAUAUAUUGUGAACCGGAUAAAAAUGGUGUUCCUUCCGCUGGAGGAAAGUACAAGGACCGCUUUCGGACUAUUCAGUUCAAUCUUAGCAAACCUGAUCGUGUUGUGAUCCACAAACGGAUCGCUACCAACCAAAUUUCGCCCAAAGAGAUAUCUCUAAUGUCUUCCACCGACUUAGCCAAUGAGGAGUUAAAGCAAUCAAUCAAGAUAGCUGAGCAAGAGGCACUCGAGCACUCGAUUUUGAAGAAAACUACAGCUCCUCGUGCAAAGAUUACUCACAAAGGACUGGAAGAUAUUGAGGACCUCAACGGGAACAUCCAAGACCGAGAUCGUCGACACGAAGAUGAGGAACGAAUGGAAAGAGAACGUUUGGCAAGGUUGAGGUCCGCUCAACCCCGUCAGCGUACAAUGUCCGUCUCGGUUCCCCCGGAGUCGCCCGUUGUCCCACAGGGCGGCGCUUCCUGGGGUGCUCCUCCACCUGUUCCUCCUCAUGCAUUUUCUCCCACCGAAGUCGUUCCCUCUGGCGACUUUAAUCCCCAGAGGCCAUCCCUUCUCGUCAACGCAGAAUCGGAUAUAGUCAUACAAGAACCUGAACUUAAUCUAGCAGACCUAAUCAACAUGGAAGAUGACCCGCGCCCCGAGGAUGCCUCCGAUCCCCCACAGUCUUCGACGGCUGUGGCUAAACCUCUGGGAGUUGGAGAUGAAGGAGGAAUCAAAUCACCUGUGUCCCCCUUGCAUCCACCAGCGCCUCCCACACCCCUCUCUCCAUUUGCCAAUGUCCCUCAGUCAGCUAAUGAGACUACAACGACGGAUCCAUUCUUCAAUCUUAAUACGCUAUGGUCUGUGCCAGCGCGCGAUGCACCUAUAUCACCAGUCGAACAAAACUCGAAUACACCAUCUUCACAAGGGGAUAAUACGGACGUUGUCAUGGGGUCUUCGGAUCCUCUCGGAGGUGGUGCAAACGACGGUGACUUUGAUAUGUUCCUGGAGGAGAAGGAACCCCUGACACCGGAAGCAUCACGUCAGUUGUUUGAAGGACUUCCCAUAGUAUGGGAUGGCAAGAUCUCCAUGCCUCUCGAUUCAACAAUUCCUCAAGACACCCCGGUCUUGGCUCGCCAAAUGGGUGGAAGACCCAUAGAAGCUGGAUCACUGCUUUGGAAAACCCUGUUCCCAUCUGACCUUCUCAGGAUCGACGGCAGAGUACCUGUAGAGAAUUCAGCCAAGUUCUUGUUACAGAUGCGAAUGAAUCCGAUCAAAGAGUUGGUCGCUGUCGCGUUUUCUCCCGUCACUGAAGGAGAUUCAGGGUUUAAGGCGCUGUCUGAUUUCUUGAUCGCCAAAAGGCGGCACGGCCUCGUCUUUCCAUGGGGGCAACGCCCAAAGGAACAUCACCCUGGAAAGGAAAUGUAUAUCAUCCCUCUACUUUCCAGUGACCCGCUCCCAGAUUACAUGGAGCUUCUCGAUGAUCUCAAACUCCCAACGGAGCGUAUCUCUAAUUACAUGGUCGGUAUAUGGUGGUUAAACCGAGGAAAACUGGCUCCUCCUCCGUCGUUGUCUACAGUAACACCGACACCUAACAUUCCUCUGGUGAUAACAUCCCAGCCUAGUCCACCCCCACCGCAACUGCAGCCGAAUCCGAUCCCAACUCUGCCAAGUCAAAUAGCAAGUCUUGCAGCGACAUUGCCCGUUGAUCAGAAAGCUCUAGCUGCCGAAAUCGCGACACUCACGCCAGAGCAAAUGGAUCUUAUGAUGCGGGCACUUGCUUCCUCUGUUCCAAGUGCUCCCCUUCCUGCUCCCCCUAUUACCGCACCUAUUCCUUCCCAGCCACAUUCUUCUCCUUCUAUUCCUGGAUUCUCACCGUCAAGCUCUCAAUCGCCCUGGUCACCCUCAGUAGCCAAUUAUCCUCCCAUGCCACCAUAUGCGUCGACCUCAGGUCUUGGAAAUAACAGUCCGCCGCAACAGAUACGCCAACAUAACGAUCGUGGAGGUGGAGGUGGAGGUGGAGUGGGAAGGCGUGGAAGUGGUGGCGGACGGGGGAAUCGUGGGCGACAUCGCUCUGAUGAUUUUUCUCGUAGACCGGUCGAUUCUGGAUGGCCUCGUAAACGGCAAAUGCAAGCUGACUCAUCCCAGAGUCACAACGGAGGAUGGUCAUGA
Molecule: messenger RNA, 3249 nt
Organism: Marasmius oreades (fairy-ring Marasmius)
Lineage: Eukaryota; Fungi; Basidiomycota; Agaricomycetes; Agaricales; Marasmiaceae
Exons: 8
Coding region: 1-3249 (1082 amino acids)
Biological process (GO): transcription elongation by RNA polymerase I; transcription elongation by RNA polymerase II; regulation of mRNA 3'-end processing
Cellular component (GO): nucleus
Molecular function (GO): RNA polymerase II transcription regulatory region sequence-specific DNA binding
Source: RefSeq, a predicted model, not a curated record